AAAUACUCUUGUUUGCUCAAUUUGUCUUUGCUGCUCUCAGCGGCUUUAUUCUACGAUGUUUUCCAAGGAAUGCUUUGAUGAUAUCUUCAUAUAUAUCAUCGUUGUCCUCUAGCCAUCACAAUAUACUACACAGCAUAGGAGCAAAUUAAAGAUUCAUAUGAUAAGUUGGUGUUUUUGUUGAUCGUGUUUUGCAGGCAUGAGGAACGUUGACUUGAGUAGUUGUUUGUUGGCGUUGUUUGUGUUGUUGAUCUUAAAGCAGCGCAGUGUUGCGGCAGAAACAGAAGCGUUAUCUUCCUCGUCGCCGGCGGUCUUGUUUGUGUUCGGAGACUCCACGGUUGAUGCCGGCAACAACAACUACAUCGACACCGUUCCCGAUUACCAGGCCAACUUCGAGCCUUAUGGCCACAACGGAUUCUUCGACCACCCCACCGGUCGAUUCUCCGACGGCCGUGUCAUCGUCGAUUUCAUUGCUGAAUAUGCAAAGCUUCCAUUGCUCCCUCCUUACUUGCAACCAAAUGCUGACUAUAGCGGUGGAGCUAAUUUUGCCUCUGGAGGAGGAGGGAUUCUUUCUACCACCCAUGAGGGUUUGGUUAUCGACCUUGGAACACAAUUAAGGCAUUUUGAGGAGUUAGAGAGAUCGCUAAUAAAAAAGUUAGGGCCUGAAAAUGUGACGGAGAUCAUAUCGAAAGCUGUUUAUUUCAUUAGCAUGGGAAGUAAUGACUACAUAGGGGGUUAUUUUGGGAAUCCAAAGAUGCAAGAGCUACAUGGUCCAGAGGAAUAUGUGGGAAUGGUCAUAGGUAACUUGACGGAGGCAAUCCAAAAAUUGUACGAGAAAGGAGCAAGAAAAUUUGGGUUCUUAAACUUGUCACCAUUGGGGUGCUUGCCGGUUCUCAGAGCUCUCCAUCCCAAAGGUCCCGACCAUGGAGGUUGUUUCGAAGAAGCUAGCGCUCUUGCAUUAGCCCACAACAAUGCUCUCAAUCUUGUCCUCUCAAGCCUUGAGCAAAUCUUGGAAGGUUUCAAGUACUGCAACUCCAACUUCUAUGAUUGGCUCACUCAUAGAAUCCACAACCCCACUCUACAUGGAUACAAGGAAGGAGUGAAUGCUUGCUGCGGAAGCGGGCCUUAUAGAGGCAUUCCGUCGUGCGGUGGACGGAGAAAAGUGAGUGAAGAAUAUGCGCAAUGCGACAACGUUGAAGACUACAUAUGGUUUGAUUCCUUUCACCCUAUCGAGAGGAUCCACCGAGACUACGCCAAGACGCUGUGGGACGGGCCGCCAUCCACCGUCGGGCCUUACAGCCUGAAACAUCUCUUCUUCCCCGACACGAAGCUAACCAUUGCCGACGUUGUCGAUGAUCCAGAAAAUGAACACCCCAUCACUGCUUAAUUAAUUGACGUUAUCUUUAAUUUCUUCCUUGUCCUGUUACAUUGCAUCAGCUCGGUCGUGAAUAAUCGUUGAUGCAUGUACGAAUAUAUAUACAACGUUAGUUA
Molecule: messenger RNA, 1488 nt
Organism: Ipomoea nil (Japanese morning glory)
Lineage: Eukaryota; Viridiplantae; Streptophyta; Magnoliopsida; Solanales; Convolvulaceae
Product: GDSL esterase/lipase 4-like
Exons: 7
Coding region: 197-1384 (395 amino acids)
Molecular function (GO): hydrolase activity, acting on ester bonds
Source: RefSeq, a predicted model, not a curated record